AGUACUAAUAACACGAUACGCGCCCUUGUAUUAAUUUGCAGAAGGUCCACCUUCAGUCUUCGGCAGAGCUCACUCUCUUUUUCUCUCUCUUCUUCUUCUUCUCUCAAUCCAAAUUUUUGUUCCACAGAAUAUUGAUUGGACUCGAAUUAACAGUAUAUAGAAUGAGGGGAAGAAGUUACAGUCCAUCACCACCUAGAGGUGGCUACAGCAGAAAAGGACGCAGCCGGAGCCCAAGGGGACGCUAUUCUGGUCGCGGAAGAGAUCCUUCUACUAGUUUACUAGUUCGAAAUCUCCGCCAUGAUUGCAGACCAGAAGAUCUCCGCAGGCCAUUUGGUCAGUUUGGUCCUCUCAAGGACAUUUACUUGCCUAGGGACUAUUACACCGGAGCGCCUCGUGGAUUUGGCUUCGUGCAAUAUGUGGACCCAGCUGAUGCUGCUGAUGCUAAAUAUCGUAUGGAUGGCCAGAUAUUUCAAGGACGUGAAUUGACAGUUGUGUUUGCGGAAGAGAACAGGAAGAAGCCAACUGAGAUGAGGACAAGGGAACGGUCAGGGGGUCGUAAUGACAGAAGACGUUCACCUGCACGUUAUUCCCGUUCUCCACGAAUUUCACGCUCUCCGCCUCCACGUCAUGCAAGGUCUAGGUCCCGCAGCCGUGAUGACUACUCACCUUCUCCCAAACGAAGACAACACUCCAGGUCAGUUUCACCCAGAGACAAAAAGGUGAGUCGGGAAAGAUCUUAUUCUCGAGAAAGUCGAGGAAGGUCAUAUUCACGAUCGCCACAAUUACCCAACAACUCUAGAAGUCGCAGCAGGAGCCAGAGUCCUGGGAAAAGUCCAAGCCGAAACAAAAGCAAGAGUCCAUAUCCUGAAGAUCAGCCAAAGGAGCAGAACAGAGACCGAUCUCCUAGUCAAUAGGGUUUAUUGAAUGGUACUUUUCCGUGUUGCCAGUUCUAUAUAAACUUCUGUUUCCGAGAAACAAUCUGAACUUAGAAAUGAUGCUGUAGCUCAGUAGUAGUAAACAAAUCCUGAAUUUAAAUUUUAUUACGUUCGUCCCUUAGAUUACGAAUUGCAGGUUGCUUAUGCUCUAUUUAUGGGGCUAAACAUAUAUGAUGCUAUCUGGCCUGCCUUUGCUAAAUUUGCUUUUAUGGUGCUGUAAUGUAAUGUAUGAGGUUUGAAACCUGAGAUUUGAAUUUUGAAGUUGGAUUCAGGAAAUCUAAGAAGUUUUCCAAUGUGGUUCAAAAUGAA
Beta vulgaris subsp. vulgaris (sugar beet) is the source of this 1244-nucleotide messenger RNA. RefSeq names its product serine/arginine-rich SC35-like splicing factor SCL33. NCBI's taxonomy places the organism in Eukaryota, Viridiplantae, Streptophyta, Magnoliopsida, Caryophyllales, Amaranthaceae. Gene Ontology annotation, biological process: mRNA splicing, via spliceosome. The transcript has 6 exons. The coding region runs from base 162 to 914 and encodes 250 amino acids. Gene Ontology annotation, cellular component: nuclear speck; cytoplasm. Gene Ontology annotation, molecular function: RNA binding. The record is from RefSeq and is a predicted model, not a curated record.